Messenger RNA from Plasmodium vivax (malaria parasite P. vivax), 911 nucleotides. RefSeq lists its product as hypothetical. The record is from RefSeq and is a predicted model, not a curated record. Bases 1 to 645 code for a protein of 214 amino acids. NCBI's taxonomy places the organism in Eukaryota, Apicomplexa, Aconoidasida, Haemosporida, Plasmodiidae. Gene Ontology annotation, cellular component: endoplasmic reticulum; COPII-coated ER to Golgi transport vesicle; endoplasmic reticulum-Golgi intermediate compartment. Gene Ontology annotation, biological process: intracellular protein transport; Golgi organization; endoplasmic reticulum to Golgi vesicle-mediated transport. The transcript has a single exon.
AUGGGGCGACUGGCCCGGCUGGCUGCACUCCUCGUGGUGCUGACCCUGCAGUGCCUGCGCACAGGCGCGAUAGAGGUGUACGUCACCGUGCGGCCGAACAAAAUCAAAUGCCUGAAGGAGCGAAUUAACAAAGACACCCUCGUCGUGGGCAAAUUCAAAACAGACAGCAAAAAUUCCCCCAUCUCUAUAUUUAUCUACGACGCGGAUGUAAACGAGCGAACUUUUAAUUUCCAAAAAAAACUGCCAAUUUUUGAAACGAUUAAUGAGCACGACAUAAAGACGGCCUUCACAACCUUCUACUCCACCUCCUACUCCUUCUGUGCCUAUAACAGCACAAAUAAAAUUUUGGAUGUUUUUUUCGAAAUUAAACAUGGGACGGAGGCAAGGGACUAUGCGCAGAUAGCCAAAUCGGAACACCUGAAUGAAGCCACCAUGUAUUUGAAUCAAAUCCUGGACCAAAUGAAUAACUUCCAUUUAAAUUUGAAACGGAUUAAAGCGUCGGAGGAGAACGAGAAGAAGUCCAGUGACAAGCUCAAUGACACCCUCAUGUGGUUUUCCCUCAUGAACAUUUUGAUCAUCAUCGUCGCCGCCAUCAUCCAGGACUUUUACUUCAAACGAUUUUUCACCUCCAAGAAGAUCAUCUGAGGGGGUACCGGGGUAGCGGCGAUUAGCGGCGGGGUAGCCGCGCAAAGGGGCUUCCCCGUACGCCCACUUACAAAGGGCGGGGCCUGCACCCCACGCGGCGGAGACCCCCUGAACCCUGAGCAAAUUCUACCCGUUUACUCUGUUGCUCCCCAUUUGUGUGCCCAUUUGUGUGCCCAUUUUCCGCUUCGUUUUUUUUAUGUCAUUAAAACGUUAAAAAAUAAUUUUUGAAGAACCCCUCACACGAGGGCAAACAGGCAAUGUGCGUG